This is a messenger RNA of Emericellopsis cladophorae, 1773 nucleotides long. RefSeq names its product GTP-binding protein SAR1. The coding region runs from base 1 to 1773 and encodes 590 amino acids. Gene Ontology annotation, cellular component: COPII vesicle coat; endoplasmic reticulum exit site. Gene Ontology annotation, molecular function: GTPase activity; GTP binding. NCBI's taxonomy places the organism in Eukaryota, Fungi, Ascomycota, Sordariomycetes, Hypocreales, Bionectriaceae. Gene Ontology annotation, biological process: membrane organization; intracellular protein transport; vesicle organization. The transcript has 7 exons. The record is from RefSeq and is a predicted model, not a curated record.
AUGGCCACGCCCAGGCCGUCCAGCAGCCAUCGCAAGUCUUCCAGCGGAACCAAGACGUCACGUCCCAAGUUUAUCAAUGCCAAGCCUGUCGAAUUGGCAGAUGAUGGUUCGCACUUCCACGAAUUUGCUUCUGAGAAGACUCGUGAUGACGAUUGGAUCCGACAUGAUACCUCUGGUGCCAAGUGCAAGCUCACGAUCAAUGACACUUUGACCAAGGAGAACCGCAUCCGCCGUAUCGCCAAGGAAGCUGAGGAAGAAGACGAACUGGAAGCUGGCAGCGCUGAUGACGCCUCUGGCAGCCAAGGCGAGGAUGAAGACGACUCUGGCGAGGAGAAUGAAGACGAUGAGGAUGAUGACGCUUCUGACAAUGACUCCGAAUCUGACGAGGACGAUCUCGCAGAGGAGGCAGAUGAUUUCGAUCUGUCUGAGGGCUAUCACACUGAUGAGGAGACGGGCUUUGCCUCGUCAGACGACUCUGACGUGGAGGAGGAUGGGAACAUGGUCAUGUGGACGCUGAGCAAGAGUCCGGCCAUUCGGCCUACACCUCCCAUUACUCUCGCUAGACGUCCCUCACUGCAGGAUCAACCUUCUGAUUCUUCCACUACGACCGGCAGCCCGCGCGUCCGUCGUUCAAAGAGGCAGCGCAUCAAGCCCCAGCAGCCCACCGUCGACCUCCCCGACAGCACCGACUUUGUAUGUGGUACUCUCGACGAAGAUCGCCCCCUCGAGGAGGCUUAUCUGUCUUGCAUGGCUGCGCGUCGCAACGAAAAGCUUCGCGUCAUUCCUCAGGACAUUGAUCCCAGCUUCCCGGCCUCGGAUCCUGAGGAUGAGGACGAGGACUUGUACAACCCUGUGCACCACGACAGCGAUGAUGAGGACUUUCUUCCUGGUAACCAUGUAAAGUUCAACCUUGCCGCGCGCCCCGGGUUAACGACCACCAAAUCAUUGCCUCGGCCUGGCGCUGGGUUUGUGAAGCAAUUCCGCAACCACCCCAAACUCGCACAGGACGAUGACAUUCAUGUGCGAGGAGCACUCGACAUUGUCAAAGGCCUCGAGGGAAAGCGUCAGCGCCGCAAGGAGAAGUUUUACCAGAAAUAUUGCAAUCGAGCCCGUCGGGGGCAAAUCCCCGAGCGCAAACCGCAGAAGCCAGGCCACGGCGCGGAGCCACAUCAAAUCGACACUCUAUACGAGCACGCCGCCAUCAUGUGGAUUGUCAACUGGUUCUACGAUGUUCUCUCCUCGCUUGGCUUGCUGAACAAGCAUGCUAAGCUCCUCUUCCUCGGUCUCGACAACGCUGGCAAGACGACGCUCCUACACAUGCUCAAGAACGACCGCGUCGCUAUUCUCCAGCCCACUCUCCACCCGACAUCCGAGGAGCUCGCCAUCGGCAAUGUCCGCUUCACAACCUUUGACCUGGGAGGUCACCAGCAGGCCCGUCGCAUCUGGCGUGAUUACUUUCCCGAAGUCAACGGUGUCGUCUUCUUGAUCGAUGCCAAGGACACCGAGCGCUUCGCGGAGGCAAAGGCAGAGCUCGAUGCACUCUUAUCGAUUUCGGAACUAUCCAAUGUUCCCUUUGUCAUUCUUGGCAAUAAAAUCGAUCACCCUGAUGCAGUAUCCGAGGAUACCCUUAGGCACGAGCUGGGGCUGUAUCAAACAACAGGCAAGGGCAAGGUUCCUCUCGAGGGAAUCAGGCCCUUGGAGGUCUUCAUGUGCUCCGUGGUCUGUCGCUCUGGAUAUGGCGAGGCUAUCAGAUGGCUGUCGCAAUACGUUUGA